CCUGCCCAUUCCAUUUCAUUGGGGACUACAUUCGUAUAAACAACGCAUCGUCAACGAAUCGUUACACACACACCCCACGCCUUUAGACACACCAGAUUUACCAGGCAAAAACAAACACAUCUCCUCUCAUCUCCGCCGUCGAUUUCUUCCGAUGGCGUUCUCCGACAACUCUCCCCGCCAAUCUCUCAUCCCUUCCUAUCUCUACUCGUCGUCGUCUAGCAACCUGUUGCUCAACAAGCUCACGACAAACAGAGCUGCUGCUACUGCUUUUUCAAGCCCUAGCGCCGAGCAAGCUGUUUCUCCGGCGAGGAGUAGAGUGAUGAUUCAGGCUCCGAACGAGCCGCUCGGCAAGAUCGAGAUGUACUCGCCGCAGUUCUACGCCGCCUGUACUGUUGGUGGAAUUUUGAGCUGUGGACUCACUCACAUGACCGUGACUCCUCUUGACCUCGUGAAAUGCAAUAUGCAGAUUGAUCCCGCAAAGUACAAGAGCAUCUCAUCAGGAUUUGGAGUAUUGCUUAAGGAGCAGGGUGUAAGGGGAUUCUUUAGGGGAUGGGUGCCGACACUUCUCGGGUACAGUGCUCAGGGUGCCUGCAAGUUUGGGUUUUACGAAUUCUUUAAGAAGUAUUAUUCUGAUAUUGCCGGGCCAGAGUAUGCUGCCAAAUACAAGACCCUCAUUUACCUUGCUGGUUCUGCAUCUGCUGAGGUGAUUGCUGAUAUCGCUUUAUGCCCCUUUGAAGCAGUGAAGGUUCGUGUACAGACUCAACCUGGUUUUGCUAGGGGUUUGGGUGAUGGACUUCCCAAGUUUGUCAAAUCUGAAGGCGCUCUUGGGUUAUACAAGGGCUUGGUUCCACUAUGGGGACGCCAGAUUCCAUAUACAAUGAUGAAGUUUGCAUCAUUUGAGACAAUCGUUGAGAUGUUAUAUAAAUAUGCGAUCCCUACACCGAAAGAACAGUGUAGCAAAGAGUUGCAGCUUGGUGUGAGCUUUGCUGGUGGAUAUGUUGCUGGUGUGUUCUGUGCUAUUGUGUCACAUCCUGCUGAUAAUCUUGUUUCUUUCCUUAACAAUGCGAAAGGUGCCACCGUCGGUGAUGCUGUGAAGAAGAUGGGUAUGUUGGGACUUUUCACCCGUGGGCUUCCUCUUCGUAUUGUCAUGAUUGGAACUCUCACAGGAGCCCAAUGGGGGAUAUAUGAUGCUUUCAAAGUUUUUGUCGGGCUGCCAACAACUGGUGGUGCUGCCCCUGUUGCUGCUGCUGAGACUGAGCCUGCACAGGCCUAGGACCAACUCCAGUGGUUGAGGGAUUUUGGUUCUGAGACAAUGAGAGGCUGUUAAAUAAAUAUAGCAUGGCUGAUGUUGCGUGGAUGGCAAAUCAGAAUAUUCUUUUUUUACAUCUAAAACUUGUGGCAGUUUGUUCCUAGUUAACUCUGAUAUUGGAGGUGGUAAUCCACUCCCGUUUCCUUGGAAAUUUUUUGUUAGAAUAGACAGAGAUGCCCAUCUUGAGAUUAGGAUAAUGCUUUUGCCCCACUGGAAAGACAUAUAAUAAUGGACAACUUGGGGUAGUUUGUUUUGUCCAUAUACGGUUUAUUAACUAUAUCUAGUUUUUUUCUGGCUAUUUACAGGCUGUUUGCUUCA
Daucus carota subsp. sativus is the source of this 1627-nucleotide messenger RNA. RefSeq names its product mitochondrial phosphate carrier protein 3, mitochondrial. NCBI's taxonomy places the organism in Eukaryota, Viridiplantae, Streptophyta, Magnoliopsida, Apiales, Apiaceae. The record is from RefSeq and is a predicted model, not a curated record. The transcript is spliced from 6 exons. Gene Ontology annotation, molecular function: phosphate transmembrane transporter activity. Bases 152 to 1273 code for a protein of 373 amino acids. Gene Ontology annotation, cellular component: mitochondrial inner membrane. Gene Ontology annotation, biological process: mitochondrial phosphate ion transmembrane transport.